Molecule: messenger RNA, 1463 nt
Organism: Oppia nitens
Lineage: Eukaryota; Metazoa; Arthropoda; Arachnida; Sarcoptiformes; Oppiidae
Gene: Ald1
Product: fructose-bisphosphate aldolase-like
Exons: 6
Coding region: 135-1223 (362 amino acids)
Biological process (GO): fructose 1,6-bisphosphate metabolic process; glycolytic process
Cellular component (GO): cytosol
Molecular function (GO): fructose-bisphosphate aldolase activity
Source: RefSeq, a predicted model, not a curated record
UCAUAUAAAUAUACGACAAUUGUCUCUAUUUAUGUCCAAACAAACUAUCAUUAAUUGCUAAGCAAUUGAUUAAAAUUUAUUCAUCAUUUAUUGCUUCAUAUUUUAGGAUCUGAUCUCCCAAUCCGUGACAAACAAUGGCACACUUUAACUAUUUACCGAAGGAUGUUGAGGACGAACUGAGAACUAAUGCUAAUGCCAUAGUGUCCUCAGGAAAGGGUAUUUUGGCUGCCGAUGAAAGUACCGGAACAAUGGGUAAACGGUUGGAAUCAAUCGGCGCCACAAAUGAUGAAGAAUUGCGCCGACAAUACCGACAAAUGUUGUUUACGAGCGACGAAGUGGCCAACAAUUACAUCAGUGGUGUUAUCCUAUUCCACGAAACUCUUUACCAAAAGGACGACGCGGGCACUCCUUUCGUCGAGAUUCUUAAGAAACGGGGUAUUAUUCCCGGUAUCAAAGUUGACACCGGAGUCGUACCACUCCAGGGAACCAACGACGAGUGUACCACUCAAGGUCUGGAUGACCUUCAGAAGCGUUGCGAACAGUAUUAUAAAGAUGGCUGUCGUUUCGCUAAAUGGCGGUGUGUUUUGAAGAUUAAACAGAAUGAACCGUCACCGCUGGCCAUCCUCGAGAACGCCAAUGUAUUGGCCAGAUAUGCUGUUUGCUGUCAACAGGCAAAACUUGUGCCAAUUGUUGAACCGGAAGUUCUUCCCGACGGUGAUCACGACCUCGAGAGGUGUCAAAAAGUGUCGGAAAAGGUUUUGGCGGCCGUUUACAAAGCGUUGAGCGAUCAUAACGUGUUUCUUGAGGGUACUCUUCUUAAGCCUAAUAUGGUGACCGCUGGACAGUCAUGCACUAAGAAAUAUACACCACAAGACAUCGCAAAAGCCACCGUUACGGCUCUUCAGCGCACAGUUCCCGCAGCUGUUCCCGGAAUUGUAUUCCUGUCCGGUGGACAAUCCGAAGAGGAGGCGUCAGUCAAUUUGAAUGCAAUCAAUCAAUUUGAGGGUAAGAAGCCAUGGGCUCUUACCUUUAGCUACGGACGCGCACUACAGGCCAGUGCUCUGAAAGCAUGGGGCGGUAAGAAAGAAAAUUUAAAGGCUGGAGAACAGGAGUUCCUUAAGAGAGCUAAAGCAAACAGUGAGGCAUCGUUGGGUAAAUACGGUGGCGGUAUAGUUGGUGCGGCCGGUGGUAGUGAUCUGUUUGUGGCCAAUCACGCCUAUUAGUCGUCUCUUAUUAUUAUUAUAUCUAUUGGUUUUUAUUCUCAAAAUUUAGAUCUAAUUUUAAAACAAUAUAUCUAUGUCUAUAUAUAUAUAUAUAUAUAUAUCAAAUAUCAAUAUUUGAAUCUAGCAUUUAUUUUAGUGGUGAUGUUUUAUGAUUAAUCAAAAAAUAGUGUUAUAAAUAUUUUAAAAUUUAUUUACUCAUUAGAAAUAUUUUAAUGUUAUUUAAAUGGAUGUUAAAAUAUA